GGUUUGUUUCCUCGGCACUAACCAUCGGAAAAUCGCGUAUUCGCUCGCCUCACCAUGUUCCUACGCCACGCAUUGUCCGCACUCCUGUUGGCGGCGUUCAUUCCCGCAGCGCUGUCCUACCAGACCCCCACGCCACCGUCGUUGUCGCGUCGGGCGUUCGGCGCCGCGGCCUCGGCCGCACUCGUGGGUUUCGGCACGUCUACCGCCGCGAACGCCAUUGAAGCCUGUCCCAAAGGAUCCAAAAACUGUAUCCGCACGACUUGGACGCCUCCGGCAGGCGUCACGCCGUCGCAAGCCGAUGUCGCCCAGACGAUCCGGGCCGUCCUCUUGGAGUAUCCACAAGCCGGACAGCAAGACGUCGAUAAGGGCGGAUGGGAACUCGUACAGGACGAUUUGACCAAAGCCGGGACCGCACGAAUCGAGUACAAGUCGGGUAUCGGCAAAUUUGCCAAAUUCUUCAACGGCGGGAAACCCUUUGUGGAUGACCUUACUCUGCAGAUUGUGGACAACGGCGCCAACGUUCAAGUCCGCAGCGCCUCGCGUGUGGGAGAUUCCGACUUUGGCGUCAACCAAAAGCGACUCGAAUACCUUGGUACCGCCUUGAAGGCGCAGGGAUGGACCGUACCCGAUCCCAAGUAUUGAACUACUAUAAGCUAGUAGUGGUCGGCCGGCCAUGCAACAAACACGUACUAGCAAUCCUACGUUACCAACAGGUCUACUACCUACAUGCAUACCUACACACAGCCUUUUAUUACUACUAACAAAGCAACAACAAC
Phaeodactylum tricornutum CCAP 1055/1 is the source of this 776-nucleotide messenger RNA. RefSeq lists its product with no specific name. The transcript has a single exon. Bases 55 to 642 code for a protein of 195 amino acids. The record is from RefSeq and is a predicted model, not a curated record. Lineage: Eukaryota; Bacillariophyta; Bacillariophyceae; Surirellales; Neidiaceae.